CUAGAGCACAGCGCGACUAAAAAAAUGGGAAUAUGCAAAUCAACCUUAUAUCCUGGUCAGUAUGGCAGCCCAUCACAAGAGGCAAGAUGGCUGUGGCGAUCAUGAAAAGACCAAAUUCCCACGCGGGGAUCCCGUCCAAACUUCCUGACAUACCACAUCCCCUGGCAAGACUCGGGGACCCCAGCUCUUUCUCUGUGGAUGGAAUCUCCACUCGGGCUGGGAGGAAUGUGAAGUCUGCCUCCUGGGACCAUCCUCAGAGAAGCUGUCGUGGGGAAGCUGACAAAUCGUCACCCAGAGAAGGACGGUUUCACCCCUCAUUGGAAGAAACAGUGAAAAGGCAUAAAUUUAACAAACUGGACACCUGGAAAAAGGUGGACUAUUGGAUAAACUUGGGCGACAGAAAAAUGCCGGAUCACGCAUAUAUGUCUGAAGAUGAAAGACAAACCUCUUUUCGGCCUGGAACCCAGAUUCAGCUUCGGACUGAUGAGCUUGAACUCCUUCUUUGUGAGAAGAUUAAAUCGGGUAACUUUUAUUCUUUGAAAAGACUGUUCCUUUCCAAUGAUCCAACAGGCAGAGGAAAUGUAUCCAGGGAUGCUCUUCUCAUCAUCGUCACAAAAUAUUUGGGAAGAUUUAUCAGUGGAAAAGAAUUUUCCUCUCUUUUAUCCAGAUUAAACUUGACAGACAAAAUCACCAUCUCUGUUGAAACGUUUUGUCGCAGUUUGGGAAAGUGGGACAAUGACAGCAAAGCAGAUUGGAAGGAUCCUAUUAAAAGAAAACAAGACGAUACAAAGAAAACUGCAACUCAGGCUCAUUUGGCCCUAAAGAAAUUAUUGAGAGAAAGGCCCUUAGAAAUUCGCAGUCUAUUUGAUCAGAAGGAGGAGGCUCUAUUGCACCCAUCAGACAUGAGGAGAGUUCUGUGUCAGCUGGGAAUAGUAACAAACAAUAAGGAGUUUGAGAGACUCUGGAAAAGGUAUGACAGAGAAGGAAAGCUUGCUGUUAAUGUCGAGAACCUGAUGAGGAUAUUAGGGUUUGAAGCUCCAAGCCCUGCCGAGGAACGAAGGCAAAGUCUUCUGGCAGUCCUUAACAGAGUAUCCACCACACCUCUGCCCCAGGGCAAGCCAAAGGCUUCAGAAAAAAGAUCUUCAAAGUCCCUGCAGGAGAGGAAUCUUUCACUGAAUGUGGAGAAGUGGCUUAAGGAAAAACUCACUGAGGGAUUCAAGGACAUGAUGGUGGAGUUUCAGCGCUUUGAUCUGAAGACCUCAGGCAAAGUGUCCAGAGAAGACUUUUUACAGGUUUUGAGAAGGUUCCAACUCCCACUGAAAAAGGAGCAGCUCAGUCUCUUCCUAGCACGCUGUGGGCUGGAUGAUAUGUCCCCUGAUGUUGACUACAGAGCCUUUCUGCUGCGCUACCAGGAUAGAAGCGAGAAAGGAAUGAUGCACAGGGUCCUUGUGCAUCCCAGUCACAGGUUUAACCAAGCAAGGAGUCUCGGUGAUCAUUCCACACUCUCUGCUUUGGAGGCAAAGCUCUUAAACAUUCUACAGACAGAUUUUGUUUCUCUGCUAAGUGAAUUUCAAAAAAUGGACACAGAAAAGCUGGAUACUGUGAGUCAGCAGCAGUUUAGAGCAGCCAUUGAGACAAGAUUUUCAAUGAAAAUGACAGAUGAAGAAUUUGAAUACCUGCUGGAGAAAGUUCCUCUUGACAAGCAUGGAAACAUAAGAUAUUCAGAAUUUCUGAGUAAAUUUGGUACAAGAAAUAUGGAGAUUUUCUUAGAUGAUGCUAGAACUGUUGUAACCAAUAUCAGCAGGAAGCCGAAGACUGAUCUGCUUCGGAAAAGCUGGAGAGAGAAAACCACAGACCAGCUAACAAAGAUUAUUAAGGACCUUGUGAAAAAUAAUGUCGAGGAAGUUGAAAGAGUCUUCAACAACCUGGAUGAAAUGAACACCAGAAGACUCUCUCGAGAAACUCUGUAUCAGCUGUUGAAAAGUUUUAACAUACAACCCCACAUCUCCAGAGAAGAGGUCAGGAAGCUCUGGGAGACUUUAAUCAUGAAUCAAGAUGGCACCCUUGAUUUCCACCACUUUGUCCGCCACUUUGUUUUUUCUCUGUCCUCUGCAUGCUAUCCGAGUUCCAAAAGAGCCCCCCCAGUUAAAGGGGACAGUGACUUCCUGUUAAGAUCCCGAAAACUCAACUCAGAUACUGAAAUAACAAUGAGCCACCUUUGUGCAAAGGUUCAGAUCCAGCUCGAUGACCUUCAGAAGCAGUUUCAAGAACUUGACCCAGUGGCCUCUGGAGCUGUGACUAAAGAGGAGUUUCAGGACGUGCUGACAGACUUCUGUCCGGAGUUAACAGACUCACAACAUGAGGCGAUUGCAAGGAAAUUCAGCUGUGGGGACAACAGAAUUUCAUAUGCAGAUUUCUUACACCCAUUUGAAGAACAAAAAAGGACAUUGAGAACUGAUCAAUCCAAAGCUUUAACACAAAGGUCCGAAGGAAAUCCCGCCAUGUACAACGAGAUCACCCUGAAGGGCCUGAGUGGCAUCACCCAACAACUGCGUCAAAAGCUGGGUGGAGACUGGAAGUCCCUUCAACAAGCUUGUAAGAAGCUGGACUGGAACAGCUCAGGAUAUCUUUCACUGUCGGAAUUUCGAUCUGUCCUGAAGUUUUGCAACACUGUCCUUGAUGAAGAGGAAUUUUAUCGUCUCAUGUCUGUUUUUGAUAAAAAUAUUACUGGGAAAAUUAACUACGCAAAGUUCAUUGACUAUGCCACAAAGAAUAAUUGUGCACCUCACGAAACAAACCAGAGGAGAAAAAUACAUUCCAUAUCCUAAGCCGUUAGUGCUGUGUACACUUGAAUUAAUCUUUUAAUGUUUCAGAACUGGGUGUAACAGUGCUUUUAGUCCUGUAUGUAUGCAUCACUAAAGUCAUAAAAAGUAAAAUGUUAUUUUACUUUUUCUGAUU
This is a messenger RNA of Lepisosteus oculatus (spotted gar), 2958 nucleotides long. RefSeq names its product EF-hand calcium-binding domain-containing protein 6-like. The record is from RefSeq and is a predicted model, not a curated record. Lineage: Eukaryota; Metazoa; Chordata; Actinopteri; Semionotiformes; Lepisosteidae. Gene Ontology annotation, molecular function: calcium ion binding.